Messenger RNA from Cadophora gregata, 459 nucleotides. RefSeq lists its product as uncharacterized. The record is from RefSeq and is a predicted model, not a curated record. NCBI's taxonomy places the organism in Eukaryota, Fungi, Ascomycota, Leotiomycetes, Helotiales, Ploettnerulaceae. The transcript has 3 exons. The coding region runs from base 205 to 459 and encodes 84 amino acids.
GGAACAACAGAUCUGGUGGUUUCUAGGAUAUGAUGACAAAAGCAGUAUCUAUAAUGAAACCCCCUGCAAAGCUCUGAAUACUUAAAGCCGUCGACGUGCCCUCUAAUUUCAAAUCCUCAUCCUCACGAUCAUCUUCACAUUCCUUCCCAUAGAAGAACAUCUCUCGUCAACAAUCCACUCAACUCGAAGCUUCAAUCCUUCAACAUGCAGUUCUCAACCCUCAUCAAGUCCACCUUCGCCAUUUUGGCUCUCACCCAGACUGCCAUUGCCUGCAGCGGUAGAGAUCAGGAUUGUUGCUGGAAUGACUUCGACGGCUGUGUGAACCAGCAUGGACAGUUUGCUCAAUCGCCUUGUACCAAGCAAAGUUACCAAGACGAUUUCUGCGCAAACUUCGGCGUCAACUGCGAUGGUGCAGACUGCUGCUCUAUCAGCACUGGAAAGGGCAGAGGAUGCCCAUAG